Molecule: messenger RNA, 1723 nt
Organism: Carya illinoinensis
Lineage: Eukaryota; Viridiplantae; Streptophyta; Magnoliopsida; Fagales; Juglandaceae
Exons: 1
Coding region: 105-1715 (536 amino acids)
Molecular function (GO): DNA-binding transcription factor activity
Source: RefSeq, a predicted model, not a curated record
CCUAGAUUAAGGCGCGCACCACUCUCUCUGUUUCUGUUUGAGUUUUUGCCGCUCCUCUUUCUCGGGUGCCGCUUAGACGUUCCUGGUUUUUCUCUCAUAUAUGCAUGGAGGAUUCUAAGAAUGGUACUGGGUUUGAAGCUGGGUACGACGCGGUAAUUCCUUCUUCGGAAGACGCAGCCAAGGUACUGCAUGGCAGUGUUUCAUUGAUGGAGACAUUCGAGUUUAAGAACAAAGAGCCGGCCGGGAACAGCAAGAUCGUCGAGGUCCGGACUGGAAUAGAAGAAGAAAUCUUCAAGAACCGAACGGGCGAUCAUGGUAUUCGCAUGCGGGAUUUGAGCGAAAAAGAUCAGUUUUACUCAUCAGAAAAGGGUGCUGCGGGUCAUGAUGAUCAGUACAAGCGGAUCCUUCACUCUCAGCCCGUAGCUCGCCCCAAGACAAAGAAGAUCAAGUGUUUAAAACCAAAGGUAUAUGCUGCUUCUUCACCCAAAUCUCUGAAUUACGGUGCCUUCAAAACUGGUGCGGCAAGUAGUGGCGGGGGCGAACACCAAUGUUUUUGUUGUUUCAAGAAAUUCCCGACCCUAAAGUCGUUGUGCGGGCACAUGAGGUUCCAUCCCCAGAGAAACUGGAAGGGGAUUCGGCCUUCUGAUCCGAGUAGUACUGCUUUCUCAGCGGCCCAUGAAGAUCGAACUGGACUCAUACCCAAGUGGUCCAGAACUAGUAGGAGAGGCCGAAAUAGUCUUGCAUUAAUCGAUCAACCUUUUCAGCCUGAAAACACCUCAACGACUUUUCGUCUUGACCCAACGACUAUCGUGGCAUCUACUCAUAUUCCGACGUCUGUACUUCGGACGCAAGAUCUAUCAGAGGAGCAAAAACAUUUGAUGAGAAUUGAAAAAGUGGAGAACCAGACUCAAUUCCUAUUUUCUGAACGUGUUGCCUCAAGCAAGCAGAUGAUGGAGUUACAACCGGAGAGUAAAAGCUAUUCUCGAUUGAUGAUUGAUGGCAAAGGGUGUUGGAGGCAUGCAAGUACAGCAUCGGAUGAAAGCAAAAGUUCCAGCAGUUCUAGAGUUCCGUCAAAAAAAGCAACCGAAUGCAAGUACGAGUUUGAGCAGUUACCCAUUGAUCUCAAGGAACCGAAUCUCAAUGUUCAUGAGAGAAAUGAGAAGAUGAUCAUGGCAAUGAAUAUGGAGAUGAUGAGGAUGAAUAAUUGGAAGCCACAACUGAGACCUUUUGAACCUCAGAUUCAGAAAAAGAUACGAAAGAAGGCAUAUGAAUAUACAUACAAGACUAGUAGCAAAACAUUCCAAUCUUUUCAAGCUUUAGGAGGUCAUAGAUCCGGCAAUCACAAAGAUCACAACAGUACUAAAGCUGUGGAGACAUCGAUUGAUAUACAAUCAAAAAAGGAUAUUGCCAAUCCCAUGGAACAGGUUAAAGAAACAAAAGAGUUGGGAGAACAUGCAUCUUUGCACAUAUGCAACAUAUGCUACAAAAGUUACCCAACAGGUCAAGCUCUUGGUGGCCAUAAGAAGCGACACUGGGCGGCGGCACGGUCAGCAGAAUUAGCUCGAGCAAGCAGUAAAGCCAAGGCUGAAGACAGUGGGAGUACUACAGCUGCUCUUACAUUUGUACAGUCGCCAUUGCGAGAUGGAGCAACUCAGGCUGCAGGUCGCAAAGUUCUGCACUUCGAUCUCAACGAAUCAUAUGUGGAAGAGGCUUAAAGCCGAGA